UCUGCGGGCCUCUGCGGGAGAAGCGUCAGCCCCACGCGGUUGGAGUCGGACCUCCCGCCAGCCCAGCCCACUUCCUCCUCCCCUGCUCCCGUCCCGUCCCCGCCAUGGCAGACUAUCUCAUCAGCGGCGGGACUUGUUACGUUCCUGAUGAUGGGCUCACGGCGCAGCAACUCUUCAACUGCGGGGACGGGCUUACGUACAACGACUUCCUCAUCCUCCCGGGAUAUAUAGACUUCACAGCUGAUCAAGUGGACCUAACAUCAGCCCUUACCAAGAAGAUAACCCUGAAAACUCCACUUGUGUCAUCUCCCAUGGAUACAGUCACGGAGGCUGGGAUGGCCAUUGCCAUGGCACUUACAGGAGGUAUUGGCUUUAUACAUCAUAACUGCACCCCAGAAUUCCAGGCCAACGAAGUACGAAAAGUGAAGAAAUAUGAGCAGGGCUUCAUCACUGAUCCUGUGGUUCUGAGCCCCAAAGAUCGUGUCAGAGAUGUCUUUGAAGCCAAGGCAAGGCAUGGCUUCUGUGGAAUCCCAAUCACAGACAAUGGCAAGAUGGGCAGCCGCCUGGUGGGCAUCAUUUCCUCUCGUGACAUUGACUUUCUUAAGGAGGAGGAACAUGACCGUUUUCUGGGCGAGAUCAUGACAAGGCGGGAAGAUCUGGUGGUGGCUCCUGCAGGCGUCACAUUAAAGGAAGCCAAUGAAAUACUGCAGCGGAGCAAGAAAGGGAAGCUACCUAUCGUGAAUGAGGAUGAUGAGUUAGUAGCCAUCAUUGCCCGCACGGACCUAAAGAAGAAUCGGGACUACCCCCUGGCCUCCAAGGACACCAAGAAGCAGCUUUUGUGUGGAGCAGCCAUUGGCACCCAUGAGGAUGACAAGUACCGGCUUGACUUGCUGGCCCAGGCUGGUGUUGAUGUGGUUGUGCUGGAUUCUUCCCAAGGAAACUCCAUUUUCCAAAUUAACAUGAUCAAGUACAUCAAAGAGAAAUACAACAACCUCCAGGUUAUCGGCGGCAAUGUGGUGACAGCUGCACAAGCCAAAAACCUCAUUGACGCUGGAGUGGACGCCCUGCGGGUUGGCAUGGGCAGCGGUUCCAUCUGCAUUACCCAGGAAGUGGCUCCCAAGAUCCCUCCAGACAUAAAGUCCCACAGCCCUAAAUGCCCUUCUACUGUCACGGGCACCUAUAUGCUGGCAUGUGGGCGGCCCCAAGCGACAGCUGUAUACAAAGUCUCAGAAUAUGCACGACGUUUUGGUGUCCCAGUCAUUGCUGAUGGUGGCAUCCAAAAUGUGGGCCACAUUGCCAAAGCCCUUGCCCUUGGAGCUUCCACAGUGAUGAUGGGCUCUCUGUUGGCGGCCACCACUGAGGCCCCAGGUGAAUACUUCUUUUCUGAUGGGAUCCGAUUAAAGAAAUAUCGAGGGAUGGGGUCCCUUGAUGCCAUGGACAAGAACCUUGGCAGCCAGAACCGCUACUUCAGCGAAGCAGACAAAAUCAAAGUAGCUCAAGGGGUGUCCGGAGCUGUGCAAGAUAAAGGUUCCAUCCACAAAUUUGUUCCCUACUUGAUUGCUGGCAUCCAGCACUCCUGCCAAGAUAUUGGUGCCAAGAGUCUAACUCAAGUCAGAGCCAUGAUGUAUUCAGGGGAACUGAAAUUUGAGAAGAGGACAUCAUCUGCACAGGUGGAAGGCGGUGUUCAUGGACUCCAUUCGUACGAGAAGCGGCUCUUCUGAGAAGUGGCCUUGUUUGUCUUUACUGCCUCUCACCUCUCCCUCUAGGUUUUUCAAUAAAAAGCUGGAUAUAGUGGUCUGUGGCCUUUGUCAGAUAGGAUGAAGGAAAGGGGAACAGGGGCUAGGCUAAUGCUCGGCAGUUUCUGUCAUCUCUUCUCUGGGUCCCAGGUUUCACUUUGCCUUUGAUAACCCCAAACAGUCUGAGAAGAAGGCUGCUAUAUGUAAAUCCAAUAUCCAUUAAGUACAUUUGAUAAGCAUAGGGGAUAUAAAUAAAAUCUGCCCACAAGGAGCCUCCAGUCUAAAGAGGGAGGAGACCACACAAGGAGGCAGGAAAGGGGGGGGGAUGGGACUUGGGCACCAUAGGGGCAGAGCUUUAGAUGCAAAGUAGAGAAUGGACUAUGUUUAGCCCAAAGGAGAGGCUGCCAGACUUGAUCGCCAUCUUCAAGUAAUUGGUGGGCUGUUCGUAAAUGAGGAUUAUUCUUCUGUUGCUUGGUCGCGGAAGGUAGAAAGAGCAGCGGGGAAAGAGGCAAAUUUUUAGCUCUGUGUAAAGAAAAAUUGCUCCUUGAAGAACUAACCAAAAGUAGAAUGCACUAAGGCAGCUAACUCAGUAUGGCACAGGUCUCUGAAGUUUGAACAGACUGAAUACUCGAUGUUAGUAAGUUAUUAAGAAAUGAGGACCAAAGUGUCGGCUUUAGGUGUCUCGUGUGAGGCAGAGAGCAGCAGAGCACCAGGGGCACAAAGUGGAAAAUGGGAUAGGCCCAGCCCUCCCCAAAUUACUCUGCUGGAUGGAUACCUACACAUUAGAAACAGGGAGAUGGAGAACACCACUGAGGCUGUAGGGAAGGAGAGAGAAUGGAGGGUAGAGAAUUUGGGAAUUAAGUGGUGAGUACACGGGCUUUAGCAGCAGAGACCAUUGAAAGGGAUGCCAAGGUUGGAGCCCAAAAGGAAGGAGUACUAGGAGAAAAGGCUGGCCAGGGAGAAAGGGCACCAGAUUGUGGGCUGGCAGCUUUGCCAAGAAGAAAGAAGGCCAGACCUGAUGGAAUCAUCUAAGACCUGAUGACAGUCUUCUAAUUGCAUCCAUGCACACAACAGUGUUCUCUUUGGCCUUGUGGCCUAAGGUUAUGUGGGGUCUCCAACUUUACCCCUACUGCUGCCUCACACAUAAAAUCUGCCUUCACACUUGAGAGGCAGUGUUGCAUAGUGGAUAGAGAGCUGGCCAAGAAGACCCAAGUUCAAGUCUUCUGUCUCCACAUGCUGGUUAUGACUUUAACAUCCCAGAACUCUUAGGUGAGCCACAUUGGUAGUCUGUCCAGUAGUUCCCUUUACACAGAGGUGAAAUUGCGAAGCCAAGUCCCGGGCACUGUCUGCAUGAGUUCUUGGCUUUUUUUGUGGGUGUGACCCCUUAGUAACCUGGUGAAGCUAUGGAUUCCUUCUCAGAAUGCUUUGUUGCCCACAUUUGUAACUGAAUAAAAUGUUAAAUUUCAGUUAGUGAAGAUAACAAAUUCCUGGAUCCUGUCCAAUAUCCCUUCUCCACUUAUCUCCCAGUCAAAUGUGUAGCCUCCUGGUAUGUAUCUUCACACCCCUUAGAAUUUGGCUUCAGAUCUUAAUCAGUGAAAAUGACUCCCAGGUUACCUCCCCCACUCUAGUGCUCCCCUAUUAUGGAAAACCCAGAAGUUCCAACCUAUCCCCAUCCUACCUCUUCAGCCAAAGUUGCCUUGCUGUUCCCUUCACCUGGCCCUCCCCCUUCCAUCUCCAUGCCUAUGCACUGACGGUUCUUCAGGCCUAAAACCUUCAUCCAGGCCCAUUCCUAUGUUACAAAGGAAGCCUUUCCAACCCCUCUCUCUGGCCUCUUGUCCUCUCACUAGAUGGUGACCUUGAGGCAGGGAUUUCACUUUUGUUUUUGUAUCUCAAACAACUUGGACACUGUCUGGCAUAUUGUGGGUAUUUAAUAAAUUCUUGUGUAUUUGAGUAA
Molecule: messenger RNA, 3690 nt
Organism: Gracilinanus agilis (Agile Gracile Mouse Opossum)
Lineage: Eukaryota; Metazoa; Chordata; Mammalia; Didelphimorphia; Didelphidae
Gene: IMPDH2
Product: inosine monophosphate dehydrogenase 2
Exons: 15
Coding region: 105-1721 (538 amino acids)
Biological process (GO): GTP biosynthetic process
Cellular component (GO): cytoplasm
Molecular function (GO): IMP dehydrogenase activity
Source: RefSeq, a predicted model, not a curated record